AUGUUACCUUCUAGAAAUCUCACAAACGGUACACGAGAUGUCAAAAUGGAAUCUCAAUUAAAUCGUCGAAAUGGAGCACGACGCCGCAGCGUUGAGAUCAACGACGCGAUUUUGGCCAAGGAUUAUCGAGAAAAGAAACCUACCUGGACUUCCGGUUUCAUCACGCGCCGUGUUGGAAACACAACCUACACUGUUCGCUGUAGAAACCAAGUAUGGACUCGGCACGUAAACCAGUUGCGACCCAGAAUUGGCACAACUGCGACUAACGCUUUCUUGGAUGUGUUCGACGACUACUACUCGACUCCGCAGCAAGGACGAUGA
Molecule: messenger RNA, 321 nt
Organism: Necator americanus (New World hookworm)
Lineage: Eukaryota; Metazoa; Nematoda; Chromadorea; Rhabditida; Ancylostomatidae
Exons: 1
Coding region: 1-321 (106 amino acids)
Source: RefSeq, a predicted model, not a curated record